Oikopleura dioica is the source of this 429-nucleotide messenger RNA. Lineage: Eukaryota; Metazoa; Chordata; Appendicularia; Copelata; Oikopleuridae. The record is from the annotation of a GenBank genome assembly.
AUGGCCGAUAUGUCCGAUCGACCACGAAUCCCAACUCCACCACCAAUCGAGCCCGAAGACGAAGGCAUGGAUUUGCGGGUGCCCCAGCCUAGAAACCCGGCUUUCCGACAGCCUCUUCGGGUUGAGCUCGCCGCGGAACCUGCUCCUGGAACCUCUCGCCAGAUUCCCCUCCAGGAUUUCGAGCCGGUCUACUCGAAAAACCACAAGGACGAGAUGACCGUGCAGAUGGUACUUUCCAUAUUGGGGUACGAUCUCCGCGGCUUGGAGCGCGAAGAGCUGGAAAGGCGAAUCUUUGCGCUGGAGCAAGCGUUCGCCCGGCGUUAUGGGCGAUUUUGGUCCGAUAUCGUGAACGGUCGGCUCAAACUCGAGCUGCUUACGGCUAACAACCGUAAAAUGAUCAUCCCCGGCUUUGGUUGGAAGAAGCAAUAA